CGGGUGUGCAUGUUGAUCGACAUGUCAAAAUGUGCCAAAUAGCAUUUUAUGCAAAUAAUUCAAUAUUUUGACAAGAUAUGAUACUUAAAGACGGAAGUCAGUUUCCAAAACCUGUUCUUUAAAGAGUUUUGUACAUUAUAAAAAGUACUUAAAGUCACGCAACUGCUCGAAUAGGUUUGGUCAGGCAAGUACUGUUCUUACAAAUAUGCAGAACACAUUUGACACAAGUUUGUUUAUAGUUUUUGUAUGCAUCGCGUUUUGCUCCGGACUGUCGGUAAAAGACGACAUAGUUUCGUUUUUGCCUGGGCUUCCGCAUCAACCAACGUUCCAACAAUAUUCAGGCUACCUCAAUGCUCAAGGCACGAAGAAAUUUCAUUAUUGGUAAGUCUAAAAUCUAAAUAGUUUGUGAACAUUAAACAUUGGCUAAUAAUUAACCAUUGACAAUUAAAAUUCCCAAGUGAAUCUUGCUCGUGUUUGACUGCCACUCUCAUGAACUCUCAGUAAAAUAAUAAAGUAAAUGCCAAUUUAUAUGUCUACCAGCUUACAACCUGAGUUGCACUGUGUAAAUCAAGCACACAACUCCCUUACAAGUUCCAACAGUUGCUUGCAACCUGCUUUAUACAACUUGAGUUGUACUUUAUACAACUUGAGUUGUAAAUCCAGCAAGCACACAGCUUGCCUACAUUAUCGUAGGUGAGUUGUGUGCUUGAUUUACACAGUACAACUCAAGUUGUAAGCUGGUCGCAUGCAACAGUUUUAGGCAAAAGUUGUCAGUGUAGUGUAAAUCGGCCUUAUUAGAGGCAUAGGGAUCGAGUAUUGCAACUUUAACCCACAGAGUGGUGCCAGCACUCUCCCCUUCUUCACAAGUAAAAUAAAAUAGGGUGCAUCAAGGCACAUUGCUACUUAGGCAGUUAAUAAUACUUAACACAUUAAGACAUUCGUGUAUUAUAAAUAAACCACUGUAAGUUAUCAAAUAUCAAUAUGCUAUUUUAAAGGUUUGUUGAGUCCCAGGGUAAUCCCGAAAGUGAUCCUGUAGUUCUGUGGUUGAAUGGCGGACCUGGGUGUAGUUCAUUGGACGGCUUCCUGUCAGAACAUGGUCCCUUCUUGGUAUUGUCACCUGUCAUGAUUAUCAUUUGAUAAAUAUUGUGUGUUAAUUGUAUUUAAUAUUUUACAUGUAUACAGUUUAUUUUUAGACAAUAAAAUAAUGAAAUUUAUUUUUCAACAAAAACUAAAAUGAUUUAAUGUAAGAAGUCUAUUAUAGCAGGAUUCAUAUGCAGUACCCCAAUGUGUACCUAUUUUUAUAUCAGGUGAAUUCUGAUGGAAAGACAUUGCAUUAUAACCCAUACAGUUGGAACAAGGUGAUUUGCAUAGAUUGCUUGUACGAAUAUUUUAGAAAGAGGGUUUGAUACUAUGCCAUACAUACAUCAUGGGUGAAUUUAAUAAUAAUAAUAAUAAUUAUAUUUAUCCAGGAUACCCACAUCACGUGCGUGUUUUUCAGUGGGGUCCUGCAUCAAAAUUAUAAUUAUUUACAACAUGAAUUGUCAAUAUUUAAAUUGUACAAAAAUAUACAAAUAUAUACAUGCACCUCACAACGAUGAUAAAUAGACCAUUAAUUUAUAAUUCAUAAAAAAUUAAUUUACUGGGGGGGGGGUGUUAAACCUCCUAGAAUCUCCCUAACCCCUCUUAUAAAGUGUUCAACCCCACCAGAAUUUUGCUUCACCCUUCCUAUUUUGUGUGAAAGUCUUUAACCCUAACGCCUAACCCCUGCUGAAGCUCACACAGUGGUGCCACUUGCACCCCACUAGAAAUUUUUCCACUCCUUUUAAAAAAUUGAAAAUCUGCCCUUGUCAUUCAUAACUUCUCUAAUUUGGUCAAAUCCUCUUCAUAGCAGCUCAUUACUUUUUUUGUUUUUCUCCUAAUGAAAACAGGUUGCAAACAUGUUGUAUUUAGAAUCUCCAGCUGGAGUUGGAUAUUCAUAUUCUGAUGAUAAAAAUUAUACCACUAAUGACGAUAUUGUGAGUAUGUCCAAAAAACGAGUGACUAUACUAUGUAGAAUUAUCAAACAAUUUUUUUUUGUGCAAGUUCAUUCAUUCAAUCGACAUACUUUAAAUUAAAAUAUCAUCUGUGUUCUAUGGUAUAUAAGUUCUUAAAUCAGCCUAACUGCGCCAUUCACACACCUAAUAAAGAAGUAUCAUAAUGUGAUAUCCUCUGUUCACUGGAAUUAAACAAAAUUAUAGGUCUCAAUGGACAACUAUGUGGCUUUGCUGGAUUUCUUCAAGAAAUUUCCUCAGUUUGUAAAGAAUCCGUUUUUUGUCACUGGAGAAAGUUACGGUGGAGUCUACGUUCCUACUUUAUCUUAUCGAAUUUUACAGGGAAAUUCAACAAUAAAUAUGAAGGUUAAUUUUGUGUGUGUUCAGUUUCACCCGAUAUAUACUCUUCAUUUCACCAUUUCACGAGGUGUCAGUCUCAGAGCCAUGGUGGGUAGUGCAUGUAGUCUAGAGUGCUUCCAGUUAGACACCUCGGGUUUCCCCGGCUACUCUGGUUUUCUCAUGUACACACGUAAAACUAUCUCACAGCUUGUCCCGUUCGCACUGCUUGUUCCGAGUUGUUGACAAGUUGUUGUUGUUAUCAGAUUCUAACAAGGUUGAUGAGGCCAACAGAGUCGCAAAAGGUUGUUCCAACAAGUCUGAUAUCGUCUGCACGUAACAAGUUGUUAACAAAUUGAUUGCAACAAACUCGUAGCGACUUGUUGCGAGCAGCGGCUCAGCAGCAUCUAUUAUAGUCUUGUAACAAGUCCGCGUUACCGUCAUCAACCUUCCAACAACGUGAUAACAACUUAUUUCAGACUUGUCACAAAAACUGGACAGAACAGGCAGUACGAACACAAUGGACCUUUCCCCUUAUAACUAAAAUUUCGAUCUUGACAAAAAUCUCAUCACAGCUUGAAAGAGCGUCACAAAAUUAGUAAUAUUCCAAAGUUUUGUUGCAAAAUCUUGUAAAAUGCGGAUAAUAUAGCCUUGCGAAGUUUGCUGUUUUUCAGUCAUUUUGUAUUACAAACGGGAAAUUGACAUCCGAUUCGGGUGUUGGGGCUGCAAUUUCCCGUUUGUAAUGCAAAAUGACUGAAAAUUGGAAACUUCGCAAGGCUCUAUUUUCCUCAUUUUACAACAUUUCGCAACGAAACUUUGGAAUAUUACUAAUUUUGUGAUGCUCUUUCAAGCUGUGAUGAAAUAUUUGUCUAGACUUGCCUAGAUCAAAAUUUUGGUUAUAAGGGGAAAGGUCUAUUGGUAUUGGUUUGACAACAAUUUUGUUACAACUUGUUUACAGAUCUGUAUAACAAGCCAGGUGAUCUUGAUACGCGGAAAAGUACUGGCACUAGUUGUCAAAUAGAAAUCCAUUUUAUGAUUAAAACAACUGAAUAUCUCCUGUAAUAUACUUUAUUUUGAUUCCAUAUUUUUGUCAGAGCUAUAGUUCUCAUAACCAAACAUAAUUACAAAAUUUCAACUAGUUUCAUAAAGAAUAAUGAAAGAUAUAAUUGACUGAAUACAUCAAAAUGGAUUUCUAUUCGGACAACCCUUUCUGAACGCUGAUUGGCUAAAAUACGAACACGAGAUCACCUGGCCAACUUGCUCGUUUUCCGUGUGUAGUAACACUGCAUGGAGUAAUACAUUAUGGGCUUAUAGCUAGGGACUGAUUAAAUCGUUGAGUUGUUCAUGCCAAGUCAUGAAAUGUGACUGGUUGACUUUUGUAUUAAAAUUAUUUCAAAACGUCUGAAAAUAUCUGAAAAACUUGGCUAGUGCCUUAUCUGUUCCCAACACACAUUUCGGUGUUUCUAAUUCCUUAUGGGGCCAUUCACAAAGGAUGUGAGGGGGGUUUGGAAAGGGGGGAGGGGGGUUUGGAAAAUCAGGACAAACUCGGACAUAGGGGGGCAGGUUUAUUUUUAGCAAUCCGGAUGUCCGAAAUUAAAAAAAAUUCAAAAACAAAUUUCUUUUUCCCUCUAUUUUGAGCAGUCCUUCCCAUUGUGAAAUUGGCAUUUUGACUAUGCGGUUAACACUAGAUUUUGUUUUAAUUAGUAAUUUAUAUGUUUUUGUGUUCACAUUUACAGUUAUAAAAAAGUUCUAAAAGUAAAAAAAGUUUUUUACUCUUGAUAUAUACAAGGUUGCGUGAGUUUUUGUGAGGCAUGGCGGAUGUCCGGGGGGAGGGGAGGUCACUAAUUCGGACAAUGCCGGACAAGGGGGGGAGGGGGGGUCUGAAAAUCCAUCAUUUGGCCGGACAUCCUUUGUGAAUGGCCCCUAUAUAAUUCAUUCCUUCGUAUAUAUGUGAUAUAUAUAUACUCCUAGCUUUUUAUCAAAUCGCUAUUUAUUUUUCUAGGGCUUUGCUAUUGGUAACGGGUUGUUAAGUGUACAGCAAAACCAAAAUUCUCUUGUUUAUUUUGGUUAUUAUCAUGGACUUUUUGGUGACGAGUAAGUGCUUAUGCAUGCAACCAUUAUAUAGAUGUUGGUCAAACGGCGGUUGUCAGAGUGAAAAAAAAUAAUAAACAAUUAUUGCGUGGGUCUGAGCAUCAGAUAUUAAGAAUUCUUCAGACUGAGGUCAAUGUUAUCUUCCGAAGCUUAAUUAAUAAUUUUGUUUAUUAUUGAGAAAUUAUCUUUUAUUAAAUCUUUUAUAUUUUAGGUAUUGGGAUCCAUUACAGAAGUACUGUUGUACUGAUGGCAGUUGCAAUUUCUACAAUUCUACCAAUCAACAAUGUCGCGCUGUGGUAAAGCCAACAACAAUUUUCUGCAGUCUAAUUUCUCAGGGUUUUUUCCAAUUUCUAUCUCUUUUUUUCCAGGUAGUGUCGGCUUUGAGUAGUUUUUUAACGAUUGGAUUAAAUAUGUAUGGCCUGUAUCAGAACUGCAGUGGUCUCACAUCGCAUGACGUCAGACUUUUUUACGCAAUCCGUAACUUGUUCAAUAUGAUGUCGAAUCAGGUAGGCUCUGUAACCACUCACGUCGUGGCUACACGGCCCCAAUGGGGGCCCAAGCUCAGGCUAUAGCCUAUAGAGCAACAAUGCCGUUUUUUGACCAUCAGAAUUCUGUAAAAUCUCUCCCCAAAGUCCGGGAAAUGACAUUUUAGAGAGUCUAGAUUCAAAAAUUUUCCGGAUGAGCAUGCGCUGGAAAACUAGAAAACUCGUGCAUAUACGGUGCUCGACUUGUGCCUUUGGCACUUCUACUAGGGGGGCCUUCGAAAAGUUUGAACCGGGGCCCCCCUGAUAUAGCGUUACGCCACUGGUCAAGGUCAGGCUUUGGUCAGAUUUGGGUACACGACAUGUCAAGGUCAGGCUUUGGUCAGAUUUGGGUACACGACAUGUCAAGGUCAGGCUUUGGUUAUUGAUUGCAUGGCUGUCUGAGAAGUGUGCUUUUAGUUUGACAAUACUAUAUAGACUGGAACAGUAGGAAAAACAGUUCAGGACAGGUAGAGUUAUCCAGGUUAACUAAAGUUAGUUUAGUUUAGGUUUCCUACUGCAGUAACACUGGAUUAAUAAGCGAUGUUUCACAAAACCAGGGAGGACAUUUCAGAACUGAUUACAUAAGUAGUAUCUGGCAAGUUAGUUUGGUGAAGGGUUCCUCCUGUAGUAACCAGACUAAUAAGAGAUAUUUAUUGGACAUCUAUAGGUAUAAAUAAACUUAAGCUAGUUCAGUUAAGUUUGGUCAUGCACCAAAGUUGCUCCAAGCUUGACGUUUGGCUACUCUAGUAUCCAGGAAUUUUAUCAGUUUCGGAGCUGCUAUUUUCAGUAAGAUAAUGACUUUUCUUUUAGAAAGACAACAAUGUAUACUUGGGAAGACUUGGGCUAUCUCCGCCAUGUAUUAACUCGACAGCUGCAAACAAAUAUCUCAAUAUGCCCACAGUGAGAGAAGCUCUUCAUAUUCCGAGUGGUUUACCUAACUGGACUAUAUGCAGGUCCAUAUACCCUACUCAAGCAUGAUUAUUGUAUAAACAUUUAGUUGAAAAGUCGGUUGACUGUUGUUCAAACACUGAGUAGCUUGUAGAAGGGUUUUGUAGAUGGAAAUUUUGAGUGAAAAUUUUAUACAUUUAUUAGACCUAUAACCAGGAGCAGUUGAAAAAUGCAACCAUAUUUUUCAUGUUUCGCUCGUUACUCUGGUUUAAAUAUAUGAUUACAAAGUCCAGUCGAACUGUAAUCAAGACCCAACGUUUCGACACUCCAGUCUAGUGUCUUCAUCAGGGGUAUAUGAAUGUAGGGGUACAGGAAUCCAACCGUAUUAGACAAUAGGCUGUGGAUGGAGCAGAAUGAUUCGCCAUCAUUCUUUCCUAUCAUAGUCGGAAUGAUUGCAAAUCAAAAUUGAAAAAACGACAAGUGUUAUGUGAACAGUUGUUAUACAAGUGUCUGAAAUGAAUCAAAUGGUGUUGUUGUGGGAUUCCAGCGCUGAUACAUAGAUUCCAUUUUUACCGCAGUGAAUUUGUGAACAAGAAUUACAAGUAUAUUUACAAAACCCUCUCACCAAUCGUGUUGAAGUUAAUUCAAGUAUGUUAUUGUAUAAAUGUACAUUCAUUCUCACUUUAAUUCAAUUCGUAGUAAUUGUACUUGUUUUCCAAAUACCUACACCAGGGAACAGGGAUACUUUGGGGCUCGAAAUUAAGUCUAAAAUAUCACUUCUGCAUUCUUUCUGUUCUCAAACUACAGCACUAUCGAGGGAUGGUCUACAAUGGCGACACAGAUAUGGCUUGUAACUUUCUUGGAGAUCAAGAGUUUGUUGAGAGCCUGGGAUUAAAGGUAAGCCAUACCAUACCAUACCAUACCAUACCAUACCAUACCAUACCAUACCAUACCAUACCAUACCAUACCAUACCAUACUUACAGUAGUAUAGACGUCCGUGUUUCUGUAUUUUUUUGUUCUGAUUUUAUUUUAUGUUAUUCGUAGGUUUUAAAAGAACGCCGGUUUUGGAAAAUAGGUCCUCAGAUUGCAGGAUUUGUCAAAUACUUUGAAAAGCUCUAUUUUGUUACAAUUAAGGUAUAGAUGUUUUUGUUAUAGAUAUUAGCAGUAGCACGCAAGGAGAUUUUCUGUUUGACUCUACCAAACACCGCAGCCUGGUACUCCGGUUUCCUCCUGUAGUAACACUGGACCAAUAAGAGAUGAUCCUUACUGGGUCUCUAGGAAGAACAGUUUAGAACUGAUAUAGAGCUAUCCAGUAUGAAUGGAGUUAGUUUAGUUUAGUUUAGUUUAGUUUAGUUUAGUUUAGGUUUCCUUCUGUAGUAACACUGGAUCAAUAAGAGAUGGUCAUUACUGGACCUCUAGGAAGAACUGUUUAGAACUGGUAGAACUAUCUAGUAUAAAUAAAGUUAGUUUAGGUUUUGUCCUGAAUUAAUACUGGACCAAUAAAUAAAUUAUGACCCCUACUGGAGUUCUAUGAAGAACGAUUUAGAACUGAUAAAAUUGACUAUCCAAUAUAAAUAUCUGCUUGUCUUUCUUCUAUAUAGGGGGCAGGUCACAUGGUGCCAGAAGACAAACCAUCUCAAGCAUUCAAAAUGUUUACCAGCUUCUUGGCAAAUAAACCACUUCAAUAAUUUAACUACAGUUGUUAAUAGCAAUUAUAAUUUGCAAGUAAGGAAUUUUACAAUUUUGUAAUCAAUGAUGAAAAUUACUUAUAGUUGACUUUGCAAAAGUCUUAGCGUAUUGGAUUAUUUUAUAUGCUUGUCGAGAUUUAUUCAACAAAACAAUUUAAACAUGUUUCAUUUCCUGAGUUGAUAGAAACAUCAAAAGAAAAAGUGUGAAACGUAAAAGUGAUCAUCACUUCGUUACCGUCAUUUCUCGUCACCAGGCGUAACGCGGUUGGUGGCUUUGUGCGCCCAUAUGAGCGCCCUAGAUUUAGGAAUGCGUUUGAGAAAGUCGUUCUUCGCACGUGAUCUUUUGAACCUUUGGUAAAACGCUCGAAAUUCUGCGCUUCGCAAGUAGUAUAUUGCUGGAUCUAGGAUCGCAUUAAUCGGCAUGAGUGUUCCAGUGAAGGCCGCAUUCCUCUGAAACUCUAUAGUCAUCUUAUUAUCCCCGUAUAUGAAUGUAACAAUAGUAAACGGUAGACAGCAGGCCAGAAAUGUUCCACUGAUGAUGGCCAGAGUCCGGACUGACUUGAAAUCUUCUUUCAGGUUUUUCUCCAGCCCCGUUACGAUUCGAUUUUGUCGUUUAAUUUUUUCGGUUUGAAUUCUCCCCUCGCGAAACAGGUAGACGUCGAAGAGUAUAACACAAAGUGUAAUUGUUACAAUGUAAUAACGUCCAAUGUGAGCAUCAUGCCAUGGUAUCAGUAAUGGAUAGAUAGUGACAAUUAGGGCUAGAAACCAGUUCAGGAUUACGAGUAUUUUCGCCCGAAUCGGCGUCAUAUGGCGAGAGUAGCCAAACGAAUCCACUACCGAAACCAAGCGAUUAAAAGUGAGUAAAAAUAAACUUCCUAAAGAGGCUAACCAAACAACCCCCGUAUACCAAUAAAAUACGUCCCAAAUCCAAAUGUACAUAUGAACGAUGUAAAUCAAGAGCGACAACGCGGUGCCAAAGUCGGAGAACGCUUGGCUGAGAAUAAAUAUAUUUGCUGGAACAUCAACGUAAAAUCCCAACGAAAUUACGGCGUAAAUUACCACCCCAUUUCCAAAUAAACCGAAAAAACUUAAUAUUAUAUAAAUUCCAGUUAAAAGCGUUCGUUCAUUGGACGAGAGAAACGAUUCUACUGGUUUUGAAAAGUUUGAAAAAGUUGAAUUUUGACUGUCCAUUUCUUCUAUGAUCCCACUCAACAAUUAAACUAGUCAUUCGGAGCUACAUAUAGUCUUUUAGAAGCUUGUGAUAUAUUUUUUGAACAUGCCACCUGCGAACGAUUGAUAUUGAACAUAAAAUUGACUUCUCGUUUACAUAUGAAUGUUGAUUGUUAGUCAACCAGUAGUCGAGAACGCUUAAUAAUUGUGACAUCAAUCGAUCGCUAUCAAUUGUUUGCACUUCAAAUUUACAUCUUAAUUUUACUCAAGUUUAAAGUAAAUAUUGCUUCUUACGUGUCGGGAUAUAAAUAUAUUGAACCGCGUAUUAAAUAACUGUGGUCGCAGAUGUCUAAUGCAGGUCAGUCUUUUCCCUUCAUUUAGGAAUCGCGCUAUCUUGUGUAUCAUGUCUCGCAUAACAUAACUCAUAUCGUGAACAAUCGGCUUCAUCAAUUCAAACAGCAAUACUCUCUUCCAUAAUUUCAUUUUCUCACACUCUAUCUCUCACAUCCAUCCAUCCAACAUCUGUAUAUGUUCAUCCAAACCAUUUCAUUUUUGUUUCUAUUUUCCUGAGAAUGCAUUCUGAUCCAGCUUAGUCAUCAGCUAACCUUGUUUGAAAGAUGUUUUCGGAGUAAUUUUCCUUGUAACCAUCUUUUUGAGCGGCCUAUGCCGAAAAGACAGUUAACAAUACUUCCCUAAUUGCGUUAUUAUAUCGGUAAUUUUUAAAAUUCAACAUGAGCAAGUUGAAAUAAUUAUAGAUGGACUUUGAAAAUGUUUGAUUGUGUUUUUUUUUAAAAAGGCGAACACGCGUACUGUACGCUUUUGAUCGACCGAUUUUUUAUUUAGAUUCAUAUUAAUACGAGAGAUUAAAACGAGUACUCGAAGAAAGCCCGCGGUCACAUGACUGAGCCGAAAUUAUAGUCAGAAAACUACAUCAUCGCAGGAUCGAAAUCCGGUCACAUUGAUCGACUAUCGACUAUCGCUACAUUUAAUUACACUUGUGUCGGAUAGCUUUCUUCGGAAACCACUGCCAGCAGGGUAAUAGUAAUCACCUACGAAAUUAUACUAAAACAAUUAUUCGCCUUAGGCUCGGUGGUUAUUGUUAAAUGAAAACUUCGACUUUGUCUCUGUCCCUACUCACCGAUAAUCACCUAGCCUUCGGCGAAAAAUUGUUAACUAUUUCUGUUUUCUAUAUUUAUAUUGAUAUUUUGUAAAGGGCCCGCUGUAAUUGGUGUUAAGCUGUUGUGGUGUCCCAGCUUCUUUAAGGGACCGUUCAUUAUUUAUACCAGGGGUUGGUACCGAAGAGAUUUGGGUUGGGCAAUCAAGUUUUUGACUGGCUCAUGGGUUGGGUAAAAAGAUUUAUGGCUGUAAAAUAAAAUAGAAUAAGACCAAAAUUACCAUGCAUUGGAAAAUAUGAAGAAAAAUGUAUACAAUACAUUCUGUACCAAAAUAGACCAUCAGUGAUUGAGGAAGGAUUCUAUCAUUGAUUAGCAGGAACGUGAUUGCUUUGGCACACUCAGUGAGUUUGAGUGUGAGUGAGCUUUUAGAAUAUAGGCAACUUGAUUUCUGUCACCAUAAUCUUGUGUGUUUAAUUAUUAUGAAGUAUAGUAACACAUGGGUUGGGUAAACAUUAUUUUGACCAUUGUUGAGGUUGGGUAAAUAAAAAAUGUACACUGUUUUUCUCUUGUCUUCGGUACCAACCCCAGGUAUAAAUAAUGAACGGUCCCUAAUGCAAUUAUUGUAUAAUGUUUGGAAACGAAGCAGUGGAAGCACAAUAAUAGCUUUCCGUAUAACGACGUGAAAAACACGUAUCCGUACCUUUAUGGAACGUUAUUUUCACAGGAAUUAUUGCAACGGAGAGAUGUUGUUUCGCUCAGCUACCGAAAAUGGUACAGGCAGUACGUAUAGGAUAGGUGCUUUUUGGUGCCGCUACCCACCAUUCAUACACGACUAUUAGAGUGCACCAGAGCCGUAAAUACCGAGUUGCGAGUCCUGAGCAAGGAAGUGUGGUAACGAAUUCAAGAUGGCUGCCGCUCGAGGCUUGGAAAACGUAAAUCCCGAAGUUCAUCAAAAGAUUAAAGAACGAGUUUUACUCACAGAAGAAGAAGACGAUAAUGUCGUUGAUAAAAUUGAUCAGAGGGAGGUAUUUGGUAUCCUUUUGUAUGCUCAAGACUUACAGCGAUGUAGAAAGUUAGACACGAAGUUUGUUCAUUUGUUGUGUAUUUAAUACACUAUUAAUUUAUAGUUUAUACAGUAUUUACAGAUUGUUAAAUAUUAAUAUACAAUACGGCUAGACGAGAUAUUAAAAUAAUAAUAAUUUUAUAUCAUUAGUGGUCCUAAUUCCUACAAAAAUGCCAACACAUUUCAUCCUUAAUGUCAGGCUAAGAUCUUGUCCGUACGAUAAACGACCCUGAACAUCCAUUGACAUUGGAAGAGCUGAAUGUCGUUGAAGAAUCGCUGGUGACAGUCGAUGACGAUAACAGCACAAUACACAUCAACUUCACUCCUACGAUCCCACAUUGUAGCAUGGCUACGCUUAUAGGACUUGCUAUCCGAGUGAAGCUGUUGAGGUCCCUUCCAGAAAGAUUUAAAGUUGAUGUUGAAAUCACUCCUGGGAGUCAUGCAUCUGAGCAUGCUGGUAAUAUGUUACAUGAAGCAAUAGACAAUUAACAAAUAUAAAACAUUUUCCGUGUUGAUAUACAGUUAUAUCAACACGAGUGGAAUUGGGAAAACGAGAAAUUGUAUGGAAACACAACGCCCGAAGGGCGGAGUGUUUUCAUACAAUUUCGAGUUUUCCCAACUUCCACGAGUGUUGAUAUAACUAUAUAUCAAUACGGAAAAAAUGUUUUAUAUUUUUUUUAUAAUAUAGCAAUGUCAAAAGCCCGAAGGAUAAGAAAAAUUUCCGUGUUUACAAGCGGCGGAAAAUUUCCCGUGUUGACAUUGAGUUAUAUCAACACGGCUCUUAGCCAAUCAGCGUUCAGAAUUUACAAAUGCUAUAUUAUAAUUCCCAUUAUAGACUAAUUUUAAAACUAGGCAAGUAGAUGCAAAUAAAUCACCACAGCUAGAAAGAACAUACUAAAAUGAGUAAAAUUGCAAAGUUUGGUUGUAAAAAACGGAAAAUAUAGCCUGGCAAAGUUUGUAUAUUUUUGUAUUGCGUACAGAAAUUGCUACCAUUUUCGGCCCAAAUGUGGUAGCAAUUUCCGCACAUAAUACAAAAGUAUACAAAAUUUGCGAACUUUGCAAAGCUAUAUAUUUCCGCAUUUUACAACAUUUCGCAACCAAACUUUGCAAUAUUACUACUUUUAGUUUAUGCCCUUUCUGGGAAUAUACUUUUUUCCCAAGAUAAAAAAUUAGUCUAUAAUGGGAAUUGUCUAUUUUUGCUUGCAACUUGCAAUGCAACAUCUGGCACAGAGUUAUGUAAUAGUCGCGUUUUAGAAUUCAUUCAUUAUAGUAACCCCACUGGCGCACAAUGUUGUUCUAAUAUUGUUACAAUUAAACAAUUUUAGAACUACGUCGUGUAACAGAGUCUCACUGGAGUACGAACAGAGCUAGAGGUUGCACACAAACAGUAUAAAAUGUAUCUUCUAUGUUUGAAGUAUUGAGAGACAAAAAGUGACGAGUUCAGGAAGGCACAAUUUUCCGUUGAACUGCCUCCGAACUUUAAAAUAUGGACGGCAAUUUUUGCCGACGACGAUUUAUCAAAAUUUCGAGGACUGCAUAGACAGUCAAAUAAUUAAAAGUGAGCAUCAUUGACAUCUCGUAUGAUUUAUAUAUUUACAUUGUAAUCUCAACUUUGAGAUAUUGUUGAACUUAUUGAGAUUUAAUAAUUUAUGAGUACAACACAAAGGAAAGCAGUAUAUCCUUGUCCUGACACGUGAUUGCACAGUGAAACAUCCACAUGGCCAGAAAUCUUGGACAUGAUCAUUCUAUUUCCUUACUAAUUUGAACAUCGUCGAUCUGAUCGAGGCAGAACCAUUUAGUCAAAGAGCAAAUAAAUAUAACUAGGCCAUUCUACGAUGAAAUCUCUAAGUAUUCCCAGUCAAUUUUAGCAAAUAUUUAAACUAAAACUUUGUGUUAAUGCGGGUCACUGGGCAGAAUAAUAAGAACUUGAAAUGAACUUUCUCUUGUAACAAAUACCCAGCUAUUCAUGAACAUGGCAGCAAAGUUUUUAGAAGAAUCAAGCGAAUUAAGAAGACACUGCCCACAAAGCGAGUAGUGCUAUCUUUACUUUGUUUACUUCGACUGGAAAGUUUUCGUACGGAAAAAAGUUAAGCAUUGUUCUUUUUCUAUUUCAGUCAACAAACAAUUGGGUGAUAAAGAGAGGGUUGCCGCCGCGUUGGAAAAUUCUCAUCUCCUGAAAGUUGUUAACCAGUGUCUGUCUUCGUGAAUUACAAAAUACUCAAUUACACCCGGGUACAUGGAUGGUGGAGAGAUAUCUGCCAAGAGUGGACAGUAUUAUUAAAGGAACUGAAUGCGAUGAGCAAAACCGAGAGCAAAACUUUGCUAUUCGGAGACUUCAUUUUAAUGAAAGUGUGCUAGAGGGUGUUGAUGGGGUAUAUCGUGAGUCGUGAUUCGCUCAAUUUCGGUUACCGUGAAAAGACUAAAAAUUUAGCGUGAAUCGUGAGGAAAAAAGUACUGUUUAUCGUUUCAGAACACUUUUCAAAGAUUUACCGUUAAAAUACCAAAAUGUUACUUAUUGUUACCGUUAAAAUAUGAAAAUUUUUACCGUUUACUGAUUUUCAGACCCCCCCAUCUAGACCCUCGUACUAGUGUAGCCGUGUAGUUAGACAUGAAGUUGAUAUUAUAUUGCAUGAAUAGUAUUGAAACGUGAAACCUUGCCUCUGAUCACUGAAGAUGGCGGGCUUCCGAACUUUUAGAAGCUGAAAUUAAUAGCGUUAAUGCUCAACUGUAAAUAAACGGUUGUAAAUAUUUAUAUGACUAUGGAAUUGUAUGAUAUUCAUGUAUGUAUUGAAUCCGUGACUUUUGGAGUGUUAAAGUUUUUAGUUUGUUAUGAAUUUUAAGCUGCUAUUACUCUUCUCCCUUGAAGAAAAAUUGUUAGCAGCAUUACCUUACCAUUACCACC
Molecule: messenger RNA, 13808 nt
Organism: Paramuricea clavata
Lineage: Eukaryota; Metazoa; Cnidaria; Anthozoa; Malacalcyonacea; Plexauridae
Source: the annotation of a GenBank genome assembly